Tripterygium wilfordii is the source of this 1630-nucleotide messenger RNA. RefSeq lists its product as uncharacterized. The transcript is spliced from 5 exons. The record is from RefSeq and is a predicted model, not a curated record. NCBI's taxonomy places the organism in Eukaryota, Viridiplantae, Streptophyta, Magnoliopsida, Celastrales, Celastraceae. Bases 423 to 1313 code for a protein of 296 amino acids.
CCGGGCGGUACGAGAUUCAAAAAUUCGAGUAGGUGGAGAGAGAGAGGAAUAAAAAAGUGUGAGAUCGAUUUUUCUUUGCUUUUAAAACAGCAGAAGAGAGAAGAGUAGCAGCUACUCAUAAUAUACGGCCCACCACACCACCACCGCCGGAAAGUUCCCGAUCAUCGGGAGAGGGGGAGUGGUGACAGAGGACAUCCUCGUCAUUUCGAUCAGAUCCAUACUCUUAUCUCUGACAUACCAGUAGAUAUAGAAAGGAGCCAACAGCACAGUACAGCGCAGCUUUACUGUGCUUUUACAAAAGAAGGGGGAAACUUACAGAACACGAGGAGUGUGAAAGAAGGGAGGAUUCUUUGUUACUCCAUUAUUUGUUUCGAUUUCAAAGUCAAGCAUUUGGAUAGUAGAUUUGGGGGAGAUUUCUAGAAAUGGAAAGGACUACUCCGGUGAGGAAGCCACACACAUCGACCGCAGAUCUGCUCACCUGGUCGGAGAAUCCUCCCUCCGAUUGGACCCCCGGUGGCUCUGCUUCUCGUUCUGCUGCCCGUUCACACCAGCCGUCCGAUGGGAUCAGUAAGGUGGUGUUUGGAGGUCAAGUGACGGACGAGGAGGUUGAGAGUUUAAACAAAAGGAAACCUUGCUCAGGGUAUAAAAUGAAAGAGAUGACUGGAAGUGGCAUUUUUGCAGCCAAUGGUGAAAAUGAUGCAUCCGAAUCCAGCGAUGCUAACCUUUCUCUGAAUGGCAGAACAGGAGUACGGAUUUACCAGCAAGCAUUAGCUGGUAUCAGUCAUAUUUCAUUUGCUGAGGAGGAUAGUAUCUCCCCCAAAAAGCCAACUACUCUUCCUGAAGUAGCAAAGCAGCGAGAGCUUAGUGGAACACUUGAAAGUGAGGCCGAGGCUGAGGCAAGGCUGAAAAAGCAAGUUUCUGAUGCUAAAUGCAAGGAACUCAGUGGAAAUGAUAUCUUUGCACCCCCGCCUGAAAUUUUACCACGACCAGCAGCUAUACGUGCAUUGGCAUUGAAAGAAAGCAUCCAAAUUGGAGAAACUUCUCCAAGUAAUCAUGCUGGAGGUCAAACAAGUGAGGAACCUGUGAACAAGACAGCCAAAAAGAUUUACAAUCAGAAAUUUGCUGAACUAUCAGGAAAUAACGUAUUCAAGGGUGAUGUUCCUCCAUCAUCUGCCGAGAAACCUCUGAGUUCUGCUAAAUUGCGAGAGAUUAGUGGCAGCAACAUUUUCGCUGAUGGGAAAGUAGAGUCUCGAGACUACUUAGGUGGUGUUCGCAAACCCCCUGGCGGCGAGAGCAGCAUUGCCUUGGUUUAAACACUUUUAGGUCUAACAAAGUUAUUUUAAUUUUACUUCAUUGGUGUCUGGUUUUGAUUUUAUUCUAGUGGAGAUGUGCUUUUGUAUUAUUUUGACUUGCAUUGUGGGUUUCUAAGUUAUGAUUUAGGGUUUAGCAUGUCAACUGAGCUUGUGGACUCCCUGCUAAUUGGAUUCAUCUGUCCAUAUAUUCUUGUGCCUUUCCUGUACUGGUCUUGGUUAAGUGCUUGACACGUUCAUAAUGAUAUUACUUUUAACAUAUUAUUAUCAUUGUUUAGGGUUUUUUUCUUGAUUUAUUUGAAUUGAUACGUGAUGCACAA